AAAAAAAAGGUUUUCAUUUUCACAUUCACAUUCCUUUCUCUUUACCUUGCUACUCUUCCACGAUGUCAGUUUCUUCGAUUUGGUGAUCUGCUUCUCGGACAUGUUGGUCGCGAUCUUUCCCUUUAAUGCCCACCCACAAUUCAAACCCACCAACAGAAACGGGUGUUGAUGGAAUUUUGGAGAUGGGUUUGUUUCAGAAUUUCAGUAACAAGGCCCAAUUUUAAGGGUUGGAUGAUUAUGAAUCGGUUUUUAUUUAACUUAAAUUUGGCCCUGUAAUUGGCUUCUUUCUGGUGGAUUUUCUUUCUCUUUCUUUUUUUUCUUUUUUUUUUUCCUUUUGUUUCUUUGAUUAUGGGUGGGUGUUUUCCUUGUUUUGGAUCCUCCGAUGAAGAUGGUAGUAAUGGUGUCAAGGAAGCUACUAAGAAGGAUACUGCUAAGGAUGGCUCCACCGCUCAGUCUCACCAUGUUACCAGAGUGAGCUCAGAUAAAUCGAAGUCACGGAGUGUAUCUGAUGCUAAGAAGGAGGCAACCGUUCAAAAGGAUGGAACAACAGCACACAUUGCAGCCCAAACAUUUACAUUUCGGGAGCUUGCAACAGCCACAAAGAACUUUAGAUCAGAAUGCUUGUUGGGAGAAGGGGGGUUUGGAAGGGUUUACAAAGGUCGCCUGGAGAGCACAGGACAGGUAGUGGCUGUGAAGCAGCUUGACCGUAAUGGUCUUCAAGGAAAUCGGGAAUUUUUGGUGGAGGUUCUAAUGCUAAGCCUGUUGCAUCACCCGAAUCUUGUUAACUUGAUAGGCUAUUGUGCUGAUGGGGACCAACGUCUUCUUGUUUAUGAGUUCAUGCCGUUGGGUUCAUUGGAAGAUCAUUUGCAUGAUCUUCCACCAGAUAAGGAGCCCUUGGAUUGGAAUACCAGAAUGAAGAUUGCAGCUGGUGCUGCGAAAGGAUUGGAAUAUUUGCAUGACAAAGCAAACCCCCCUGUUAUAUAUCGAGACUUGAAGUCAUCUAAUAUUCUUCUUGACGAAGGCUACCAUCCCAAGCUGUCAGAUUUUGGUCUUGCAAAACUGGGUCCAGUUGGUGAUAAGACUCAUGUCUCAACGAGAGUGAUGGGAACAUAUGGUUACUGUGCUCCAGAGUAUGCCAUGACUGGCCAACUCACUCUCAAAUCGGAUGUAUAUAGUUUUGGAGUUGUCUUUUUAGAACUUAUCACAGGACGCAAGGCAAUCGAUAAUACCAGAGGUCCAGGGGAGCACAAUCUGGUUGCAUGGGCUCGGCCACUUUUUAAAGAUCGACGGAAGUUCCCUAAGAUGGCUGAUCCACUAUUGCAAGGUCGAUAUCCCAUGCGGGGCCUUUACCAGGCAUUGGCAGUUGCAGCAAUGUGCUUGCAGGAGCAGGCUGCAACAAGACCUCUAAUUGGGGACGUUGUUACUGCUUUGACGUAUUUAGCUUCCCAAACUUAUGAUCCUAAUGCAGCUGCUUCUCAAAGCAAUCGAAUGGGUGGUUCUACUCCGCGAGCCCGAGAUGAACGAAGAGGUUUUCCAGAUGGACUGGAUAGCCCUGAUGAGCGUGGACGAGGACGUGGUUCCCCAUCGAACUACAGAAAUUCACCUGAUUACCGAAAGAAAGACUUCCAUAGGGAAUUGAGUUGUGGAGGUACAGAGCUGAGCAAAAUUGACACUGGAGGUGGAUCUGGUCGAAAAUGGGGAUUGGAUGAGCUAGAACGACAAGAAUCUCUGCGAGACAGUCCUGUAUAUGCUGGGAGAGCAAGGGAAACGCCAAGGAACCGCGACCUAAACAGAGAACGUGCAGUUGCAGAAGCAAAAGUAUGGGGUGAAAACUGGAGAGAGAGAAAGAGAGCAAAUGCGCAAGGCAGCUUUGACGGUUCACAAGAAUGAAAGAGAAGAAGCUUGAAGUUCCAUGUCACAUUGUGCUUGAUCUUCUGAUAGGAAAUGAAUUUGCCAGUGCCUACUAGACUACAGGUAAAAAUUGCAGGAAGAAGAGGAAGAAAAGAUUCAGAUUACAGAACUACAGGUAUCAUCUUCCAUUUGCAAGUCCAUCCCAGAAAAUAAAAUUUUUUCUAGUAUCAAUUGCAUCCAAGUUUUACUGUUGUUGCUGGUGGUUCUUCUAUGAGUGUGGAAAACAAUGGUGAGGUAAAAAAAAGAGGGAGAAUGGUAAUCGAAUCAAUGCGUCGAGCGUAGGUUGGUUGGUUGGUUCCUGGUUAAACCAUGUAAAUUUUAGAGGUAUCUGAAAUUUCAUGGUGAGAAUAGGAAUGAGUAUUGGAAAAAGUAGUGAGUUUGGUGUGGGGUUUCCAUUGUUACUUAUGGCUAUAAGUUCACUUCUUUCUUCUUAGUCUUACAAAUCCCUUUCUUAUAUGGAUCCUCUCUGAGUCCCAGUUGGUCAUGCUUUCGGCUUAUACACAAAGGUUUGCUGUUCAUUCUCUCCCUCUCUUCCAUCUUUCUUAGUGUUGUUUCGUUAACUCGCUUAAUCUCUCUCUCUCUCUUCUCGAGAAAUUAUUGGAUGAGGUUAGAACAAUUUGACUGGCACUUCUGUAUCGUUGGAUGUAUGACACAAAUUAUAAAUCGUAUAUCAAAUGGUAGGUGACAUACAUCCAACGGUUAUUGGGGGCAGACACUUGGUGACCAAAUACAAUAAUUUUUCUUCUCUUC
This is a messenger RNA of Cucumis melo (muskmelon), 2661 nucleotides long. Its product is annotated as serine/threonine-protein kinase PBL27. The transcript has 5 exons. The record is from RefSeq and is a predicted model, not a curated record. The coding region runs from base 349 to 1890 and encodes 513 amino acids. Gene Ontology annotation, molecular function: ATP binding; protein kinase activity. Gene Ontology annotation, biological process: protein phosphorylation. Lineage: Eukaryota; Viridiplantae; Streptophyta; Magnoliopsida; Cucurbitales; Cucurbitaceae.